This is a messenger RNA of Pelagomonas calceolata, 1450 nucleotides long. NCBI's taxonomy places the organism in Eukaryota, Pelagophyceae, Pelagomonadales, Pelagomonadaceae. The record is from the annotation of a GenBank genome assembly.
GCAAAGAGAGAGAGUGGCACUGGGCUUCAACUGUUCAGGUCGGUGCGGAAAAUGCGCUCAUUCAUCCUCUUCCACUGCUGGGCCAGCGCUGCCGCCCUCAGCACCUCGACCAAUGCGCUAAAGCAAGCCAUAGACCUCGUGCACCGCAAGCAUGAUGCCGCGACGGCGCGCGCGGGGCAAGCGUUCCAGACCUGGUCCGCGGAUGGUGCCGCGCCGGCCACCAUAGACGUGCCAGUAGACGCGACGCCCUACGCCUACCCACCCAACUGCGCCGACGUGCCCGAGCUCUUCGCCGCGGCGCCGUGCUGCGCGGUCACGGCGGCGCCGCUCUUCAGCGCGGACGAGUGCGCCUUCAUUAUUGACGAGGCCGAGCGCAAGGAUGGGUGGGUGCCCCAGGAGUUUCGGUACGCACGGGACGUCGUCCAGCAGUGCGAGGACCUCCCGGAGGUGAGAAGCUGGCUCGAGGCGGCCUGCCGCGACUCGCUGUUUCCGCUCCUGCAGCGGACGUUUCCUGAGGUCGUGGGCGACGGCGCCGCGGCGCGCGACGCGCUGCGCGUCUUCGAUAGCAAGAUACUGCGGUACGACUCGUCCAAGGGCGAGUCGCACCUGGGCGCGCACCGCGACGGCACGCUGCUGACGUGCGUCAUCGCGCUGAAUUCAUUGGAUGAGUACGAAGGCGGCGGCACGACGAUGGAGCCACUCGAACGGACUAUAAGAUACGACGUCGGGCGGGUAUGUGUACAUGCGGGAGAAGUGCGGCACGGCGGCGCGGCCGUAUUGAAAGGUUGUCGCUACGCAUUAGUGGUCUUCAUUGACUCGGCGCUGGCCUUCGAGCCGGCGCGGGCGCUCGCCAACGAGGGCGACGCCCAGCGGUUGCGAGGCGACCUCGACGCGGCGGCCAAGCUCUACGACCACGCCAUCGAGGCGGGGUCGAGGAAUGAAUUGCCGUGGUGCGGCAAGGGCCAGGUCGCCCUCGAGAAGGGGCAAUUUUCCGAAGCCGCGGCCUGCUACGCAACUGCUGUCGAUAUUACUCCGACGCACGCUGUCGCCUGGACCAAUCUAGGCGUCGCGCUGGCCAAGGUCGGCGCGCCCGCGGACGUGCCGGUCCUCAAAGAAGCGGCCACAGCGUUCCAGACGGCCGCGGCCCUCGACGAGCGCGAGCCGGCACCGCUCAACAACCUCGGCUUGCUCCUCGGCGACCUGAACAUCCACGACGCGGCCCGCGACGCGUUCCGCGAGGCGAUCGCGCGCGCCGACGGCGUGCCGGCGCGCGAGCGCGCGGACCUCUACACGAACUUGGGAUGUGCCCUCGUCGAGCUCGACGCCUUUGCGGAGGCGCUCGACGCGUUCCGGUCCGCGGUCGAGGCCGACCCGACCCACCAAAACGCGGCGAAGAACGUCCUCGCGAUGCGGUCGUUCCUCGCUAGCAGUGCGGCUUAAAUAUUGUGUG